GGCGGACUGACGUCAAUCACGUCGUCAGAGAAGGUGAUUCCUCACUGAAGUGCAGAAGACCAAGCACAUACUACUGCAGCACUCUGUCGUUGAGAUACAUUUUGAUUGGUAUAUUUUACCUAUAUUUCAACUAUUUACAAUGGACGCGAACACUUGCAACAUUCAGGUUCUUCUGCAAGCUGCUGAGUUCUUGGAGAGAAGAGAACGAGAGGCAGAGCAUGGCUAUGCAUCAGUGUUGCCCUUCUACUGUCCAGGGGACUCUGAGAAGAAGAGGAAGCAGAAGAACAAGAAGCUGCAGGCUGCCGGUAGUAACAGGACAGUCCAUAAUGAGUUGGAGAAGCACAGACGUGCUCAGUUGAGACACCACCUGGAACAGUUGAAGCAGCAGGUUCCUCAGGUGUCUGACUCCAUGAGAAACACCACCCUGAACCUGCUGAGACGGGCUCAGACACACAUCAAGAAGCUGCAGGAUCAGGAUGAACGUGCGGAGCAGUUGAAGGGUCGUCUGCGUUGGGAGCAGAGAGAGCUGAGGGUGAGGCUAGAGCAGCUGCAGGGACAUGGAGGCCUGGGGGGUCUGACUGGUCUGGGCCCUGGGGGUCAGGGAGGAGCUGGAGCGGUCUCAGAGAGGAUGAGGAACGACAGCCUGGGAUCAGCAGCCAUGUCCUCUUCAGAGAGAUCUGACUCUGACAGAGAAGACGUGGAGGUUGAUGUGGAGAGUAUAGUGUUUGACUGUCUGGACUCUGAUGGACUGGGGACGGUCCCUCACACAGGCACAGAUCACUGUUACUCCAGCAGCCUCGCAUGGGCCGGGCUAUGACCUACCUACCACUGUACACUACACACACGCCUCUGGGAGGGACACACACGCCUCUGGGAGGGACACACACGCCUCUGGGAGGGACACACACGCCUCUGGGAGGGACACACACGCCUCUGGGAGGGACACACCGGCGUCCUACGUCGGACUUUAAAGGGACGAGCGACGUCACCUGACGUAAGACGACGGGGACACAAAGGAGGAAAAACAUUCCAAAUAAGACAAAGAAAUAAGGAAAGAAGAGAAUGAGGAACAACCUCAACAACAUUACUGAACAGGACAGGAGGAACAACCUCAACAUUACUGAACAGGUGGAACAACCUCAACAUUACUGAACAGGACAGGAGGAACAACCUCAACAUUACUGAACAGGACAGGAGGAACAACCUCAACAUUACUGAACAGGACAGGAGGAACAACCUCAACAUUACUGAACA
This is a messenger RNA of Oncorhynchus tshawytscha (Chinook salmon), 1254 nucleotides long. RefSeq names its product MAX dimerization protein 3 (gene mxd3). The record is from RefSeq and is a predicted model, not a curated record. NCBI's taxonomy places the organism in Eukaryota, Metazoa, Chordata, Actinopteri, Salmoniformes, Salmonidae. The transcript has 6 exons. Gene Ontology annotation, biological process: regulation of transcription by RNA polymerase II. Bases 140 to 817 code for a protein of 225 amino acids. Gene Ontology annotation, molecular function: DNA-binding transcription factor activity, RNA polymerase II-specific; protein dimerization activity; RNA polymerase II cis-regulatory region sequence-specific DNA binding.